Fusarium vanettenii 77-13-4 is the source of this 1788-nucleotide messenger RNA. RefSeq lists its product as uncharacterized. The record is from RefSeq and is a predicted model, not a curated record. The transcript has 2 exons. The annotation marks the transcript as partial. NCBI's taxonomy places the organism in Eukaryota, Fungi, Ascomycota, Sordariomycetes, Hypocreales, Nectriaceae.
AUGACCCGUUGGCAUAAACCCACAUGCAAGGCACCACUUAUUGUGGUCCAGAAGGGGACUCCCUGGUGCAAGACUUGUGGUGCUGCACCAGAUCUCAAAAGUCUCCUCCUGCAGCAAAAGGCCGCCGGCCCGUUUACGCCACCACCACGCGAUGAACCGUUGGGACAGUUGAACCUUUCCUGGCCUAGCACGGUCCCAUAUGUCACGGGGCCUGCUAAUGCUCCAAAGCCUAUCCCCAAGCCAACUGCCCCAGCGAGCAAUAGCAAAGUGCCAGUCUCGCCAGUUUACCCAUCCAGGCUGGCCCUGGAUGAGUUUCGCUUAAUUUCCCUCUCUGCACCCAUCAGUUUCGACGACCCCAUCCACAUCGAUCUUGAAGUCUACAAGAACGAGCGAUGUCCCGAAUACGAGGCGACAUCUUACACUUGGGCUGGGGAGAAUGGAGAUGGCUCCUUUUCCAUGCCGAUCUAUGUCGGUCCUUGGUGGGAUGUCUUGAUACAGACGAAGAAUUGCUGGUCAAUGCUUCGGCUGAUGCGGCCCAUGAGAGGAUGCCGUAUGAUCUGGGUAGACGCUGUUUGCAUCAACCAGAGCGACGUUAAGGAACGUGAUGCCCAAGUCUCCAAGAUGUCGCAGAUCUACACGUCCUGUCGAUCGGUGUACCUAUAUCUUGGCGCUCAGCCCACCAACCAGCCAUACCCUCUACGACGUCAACUCCAAUUAGCCGAUGCUAAGGCUCCAAAGACGGCAGGUGCCGUUGACUUGACCAGUCUUCUCCAAUACCGCUACUUUAGUCGUAUCUGGGUGAUUCAAGAGCUUAUCCUUUCACGACAAGCGGUUUUCCAGCUUGGCGACGUCGAGUUCUGGAUGAAUUCUUCCACCAUCAAGUCACUAACCUCUCGUUACUCCAUCAAGUGGGAUCGUACAAAGGCUCCCUGGCUUGAGUACCUGGGUCAGCAGACAUUCCUAGACCAGGGCUUGUUCAAGACUCUUCGGGCCAUCUCCAAGUCGCAAUGCACCGACCCUCGCGAUAAGAUCUUUGGAGUUCUGGCGUUGAUUGAGAACGAACUUUCGCCGAAAUCUGGGUUCCAGGCAAACUACGGAUUGUCGUGCCAGCACACCUUCAUGGGUGUCUUUGCACACGCCCUACUUAAGAUGAGAAAGGUCGACGUCCUGCGAAAUGCUGCUGGAAUGGAUUUCUGGGGCAAGUCUCCAUCUUGGGUGCCUAACUGGAUGUCAACAAGUCCAGACUGGAUCUUCAAGACCCCAGAGGUAAACAUGUCCAAAUGGGAAUACUUUACCUUUGAAGAGUGGUGGGCGAAACUCAAGGACCGAAAGGGCACCCCCGAUCGUUUCCCAAAGCUUGAUUUGAUGCCGGGGAGGUUCACCUGGAGCGCACUCCCCGAGAGCUGCAUCGCUCACGUUGAGCGACCUUGGCAUCUCGGUUCUACGGUCCAUUCCGCUACGGGUGCGCUGGGUAUCAACUUGAUUCACCUUCUCGCUAUUCCUUCCACUCCCGAGUUUGUUCAAGAGCUAGGCGGCCUGUGGCUCUUUAGGGUCAAGAGUCCAAAGGCCACCAUGUCUAGUCGCCCGGUUACCAUGUACCUCACGGCCAACUUCCGACUUGAUAAGUUUGUCAAGCCUGGAAUCGACCACCUCUUCGUCUUGGAUGAGGGAAACUCUUCUUGCACAUUCUUGAUUCUCAGAGAGACCAGCGAAGCCAAGACAUACAAGCUCUUGACCUGUUGCUAUCAUCUCAGCUUCCAGUCUGUCUCCUCCCUUCUGCCGCUUUCC